Molecule: messenger RNA, 4304 nt
Organism: Nannospalax galili (Upper Galilee mountains blind mole rat)
Lineage: Eukaryota; Metazoa; Chordata; Mammalia; Rodentia; Spalacidae
Gene: Fanci
Product: FA complementation group I
Exons: 38
Coding region: 96-4127 (1343 amino acids)
Biological process (GO): DNA repair
Molecular function (GO): DNA polymerase binding
Source: RefSeq, a predicted model, not a curated record
UGUUGCUCUGGACGACGGAAGUGCGGCUGCGUUAAGUUGAGCGGGCUUUUUGGACGGAGGUGGCGACUGCGAGGCUGAGUUCCCUGAUAUGAACAAUGGACCAGAAAAUUUUAUCUCUAGCAACAGAUAAAUUGCAGGAAUUUCUUCAAACCCUGAAGGAUGAUGAUUUGACCAGUCUCCUUCAGAAUCAGGCAGUGAAAGGAAGAGCUGUUGGAGCACUCCUGAGAGCCAUCUUCAAAGGUUCUCCCUGCUCUGAGGAAGAUGCAGCCCUUAGGAGAUACAAGAUAUAUUCUUGCUGUAUCCAGUUGGUUGAAUCAGGAGAUCUGCAGCAAGAAGUAGCAUCGGAGAUCAUAGGUUUACUAAUGCUGGAGGCUCACCAUUUUCCAGGACCAUUACUUGUUGAAUUAGCCAAUGAGUUUAUUGGUGCUAUUGGAGAGGGUACCCUAGUGAAUGGAAAGUCCUUGGAGUUAUUUCCUAUCAUUCUCACUGCCUUGGCUACCAAAAAGGAAAAUCUAGCUUAUGGGAAAGGUGAUUUGAAUGGGGAAGAGUAUAAGAAGCAGUUGGUAAAUACCCUCUGUUCUGGCAGAUGGGAUCAACGAUAUGUGAUCCAGCUCACAUCUAUGUUCAAGGAUGUCCCUCUGGCUGCAGAAGAAGUGGAAUUUGUGGUGACAAAAGUGUUGAAGAUGUUUUCAAAGUUGAAUCUUCAAGAAAUACCACCUUUGGUGUAUCAGCUUCUGAUUCUCUCUUCAAAGGGAAGCAGAAAGAGUGUUCUGGAUGGAAUAAUAGCCUUCUUCAGUGAGCUAGAGAAGCAGCACAGAGAGGAGCAGAGUGGUGAUGAGUUGUUAGAUCUUGUUACUGUGCCAACAGAUGAACUGUAUCACGUGGAAGGAACCAUUAUUCUACACAUUGUGUUUGCCAUCAAAUUGGACUGUGAACUAGGCAGAGAACUUCUGAAACACUUAAAGGCCAGACAGCAAGGAGACUGCAAUAAAUACUUUUGUCCUUUCAGUAUUGCUCUUCUUCUCUCUGUAACAAGAAUACAAAGAUUUGAGGAACAGGUGUUUGAUCUUUUAAAGACUUCGGUCAUUAAAAGCUUUAAAGAUCUUCAGCUCCUCCAAGGCUCAAAAUUUUUGCAGAAUCUAGUCCCUCAGAGAGCUUGUAUUUCAACCAUGAUCUUGGAUGUGGUAAAGAAUAGUGUUCAUAGUUGGGACCAUGUAACUCAAGGCCUGGUAGAACUUGGUUUCAUUUUAAUGGAUUCAUAUGGGCCAAAGAAGAUUCUUGAUGGAAAAGCUGUUGAAAUUGGUUUUAGUCUUUCUAAAAUGACAAACCAGCAUGCAUGUAAGCUGGGAGCUAACAUUCUAUUGGAAACUUUUAAGAUCCAUGAGAUGAUCAGACAAGAAAUUCUGGAGCAAGUCCUCAAUAGAGUUGUUACCCGAGCAUCUUCUCCCAUCAGUCACUUCUUAGACUUGCUUUCAAGUAUCAUCAUGUAUGCACCCUUAAUUCUUCAGAGUUGUUCUUCUAAAGUCACAGAAAUUUUUGACUAUUUGUCCUUUCUGCCCCUUCAGACUGUACAAGGGCUGCUUAAGGCAGUGCAGCCACUUCUCAAAGUCAGCAUGUCAAUGAGAGACUCAUUGAUACUUGUCCUUCGGAAAGCUAUGUUUGCCAGGCAACUUGAUGCCCGAAAAUCUGCAGUUGCUGGGUUUUUGCUGCUCUUGAAGAAUUUUAAGGUUUUAGGCAGCCUGUCAUCCUCUCAGUGUAGUCAGUCUAUUGGUGUCACUCAGGUUCACGUAGAUGUUCACAGCCGCUAUAAUUCUGUUGCCAAUGAAACUUUUUGCCUUGAGAUCCUAGAUAGUUUGAAAAGAUGCUUGGGACAGCAGGUUGAUGUUCGACUCAUGCUUUAUGAGGGGUUCUAUGAUGUUCUUCGAAGGAACUCUCAGCUGGCUAAUUCAAUCAUGCAGACUCUUCUCUCACAGUUAAAACAGUUCUAUGAACCAAAACAUGAUCUGCUACCUCCUCUGAAACUAGGAGCUUGUGUUCUGACCCAAGGAAAUCAGGUCUUUCUGCAAGAACCUCUGGAUCAUUUGCUGUCUUGUAUUCAGCAUUGUUUGGCCUGGUAUAAGAGUAGAGUGAUUCCCCUACAACAGGGAGAUGAAGAGGAAGAAGAAGAGGGAUUCUAUCACGAGCUAGAUGAUAUGUUGGAGUCUAUUACUAAUAGAAUGAUUAAGAGCGAGCUAGAAGACUUUGAACUGGAUAAAUCAGCAGAUUUUUCUCAGAGCACUAGUGUCGGUAUAAAAAAUAGUAUCUGUGCAUGUCUCAUGAUGGGAGUUUGUGAAGUUCUAAUAGAAUAUAAUUUCUCCAUAAGUAACUUCAGCAAGAGUAAGUUUGAGGAGAUUCUGAGUUUAUUUAUGUGUUACAAGAAGUUUUCUGACAUCCUUAAUGAAAAAGCUGGUAAAGGCAAAACUAAAAUGACCAGUAAGACAAAUGAUAGUCUUUUGUCCAUGAAAUUUGUGUCUGAUCUUCUCACUGCUCUUUUCAGAGAUAGUAUCCAAAGUCAUGAAGAAAGCCUGUCUGUCCUGAGGUCCAGCAAUGAAUUUAUGUACUAUGUAGUGACUGUAGCUCUGCAGAAGGUACAACAGCUAAUACAAAGAGGGCACAUAUGUGGUCCUGAUGGCCAAAACCCAGAAAAGAUCUUUCACAACCUCUGUGACAUAACUCGGGUCUUGCUAUGGAGAUACACUUCAAUUCCCACUCCUGUGGAAGAGUCAGGAAAGAAAGAGAAAGGAAAGAGCAUCUCACUGCUGUGCUUGGAGGGUUUGCAGAAGAUACUCAGCGCCGUGCAGCAGUUCUAUCAGCCUAAGAUUCAGCAGUUUCUCAGGGCUCUGGAUGUCACAGAUACAGAAGAGGGAGAAGAUGCAGGUGUCAGUGUCACUCAAAGAGCUGCAUUCCAGAUCCGACAAUUUCAGAGGUCCUUGUUGAAUUUGCUUAGCAGUGAAGAGGAUGAUUUUAACAGUAAAGAAGCCCUCCUGCUUGUCACUGUUCUCACCAACUUGUCCAAGCUGCUGGAGCCCACUUCUCCUCAGUUUGUGCAGAUGUUAUCCUGGACAUCUAAGAUUUGCAAAGAAAACAGCCUAGAGGAUGCCCCAUUUUGCAAGAGCUUGAUGAACCUGUUCUUCAGCCUGCAUGUUUUAUAUAAGAGUCCUGUCACCUUGCUUCGUGACUUGUCCCAGGAUAUACAUGGGCAGCUGGGAGACAUAGACCAGGAUGUAGAGAUAGAGAAAACAAACCACUUUGCAAUGGUGAAUUUGAGAAUGGCUGCCCCCACUGUCUGUUUACUUGUUCUGAGUCAGGCUGAGAAGGUCUUGGAAGAAGUGGACUGGUUAAUCACCAAGCUCAGGAGUCAAACAAACCUAGAAACCCUGUCAGUUUGUUUUUGUUCUUUUUUUCUACUAGAAAACAAGUCUGAAAUGCACCAAUUUCAUUUCUCUUCAGAAGAUGAUGCUUCUCAAGAAGUUCCACCAAAUCUUCUCAUUGAGAAAGCCAUUAUCAUGCAACUGGGAACUUUGGUUACAUUCUUCCAUGAACUGGUGCAGACAGCCCUGCCAUCGGGCAGCUGUGUGGAUACUUUAUUAAAGGGCCUGUGCAAAAUAUAUACCAUCCUUACAGCCUUUGUCAGAUAUUGUCUCCAGGUGUGUCAGAGCUCCAGAGGCAUUCCAAAAACUGUGGAAAAGCUGGUAAAGCUGUCUGGUUCUCAUCUGACGCCCAUGUGUUAUUCUUUCAUUUCCUAUAUACAGAAUAAGAGGAGUAACAACCCAAAGUCCACAGAGAAGGAAAAGGAGAAAGCUACUGUUGGCCCAACCAUGGCCAAAGUUCUUCGAGAAACCAAGCCAAUCCCCAAUCUCAUUUUUGCCAUUGAACAGUAUGAAAAAUUUCUUAUCCAGCUAUCUAAAAAGUCCAAGGUGAACUUGAUGCAGUACAUGAAGCUCAGUACCUCACGAGACUUCAAGAUCAAAGGCAACAUCCUGGACAUGGUUCUUCAAGAGGAUAGGGAGGAUGAAACCGAAGAGGACACUGCACCAGCACACACAGGACAGGACAGAGAACCAGCCAAGAAGAAAAGAAAAAAAUGAAAUGCCUGAGUUAAAGUGACCUUUGGGGCAUCUGCUUCCUUUGUGCCCAACAGUGCCCCUUCCCCUACAGCCUGCACCAAUGUUGGCAUCCUGGUUCUGAACCCACUGAACUGUGCCUUCACUGAGAAGGAAUCUUCUUGGCAGGUCCUGCCACUGAAAAGGGUCUACCUUAGGCAU